UCUUAACCCCUAGACCAUAAAGCCCAAAACCUCACUUUCCCCACCCUGUUAGAAAAAAACCCUCUACUUCUUUUCACGUAAAAAACAGCAAAAAAUGAGGCCACCAAGAGGCGGCGGAUUUAGAGGAGGGAGAGACGGCGGAUUUAGAGGAGGGAGAGACGGCGGUUUCAGGGGUGGACGUGGUGGACGCGGUGGUCCUGGCCGUGGUGGACGUGGUUUUGGUGGUGGUGGGUUUCGUGAUGAAGGCCCUCCUUCUGAAGUAGUAGAGGUCUCAUCGUUUCUUCAUGCCUGUGAGGGUGAUGCAGUGACAAAGCUAACCAAUGAGAAAAUACCAUACUUCAAUGCACCAAUAUUUUUGCAGAAUAAGACCCAGAUAGGGAAAGUUGAUGAAAUCUUUGGCCCCAUUAAUGAAUCUCAUUUUUCUAUAAAAAUGAUGGAAGGAAUUGUGGCAACUUCGUAUGCACCAGGGGAGAAGUUCUAUAUUGACCCGAAUAAACUCCUGCCUCUUGCAAGAUUCCUUUCACAGCCUAAGGGACAGGCACAAGCAGCUGGAAGAGGUGGCCGUGGUGGUGGAAGAGGAGGCAGAGGUGGUAGAGGCGGUUUCAGCGGAAGGGGAAGGGGCAGAGGUCCACCUAGAGGUGGUGGUUUUGGUCGUGGUGGUUUUAGGGGGAGAGGGAGAGGAUAGAACAACUUUGUGUAAUAAUUUUGGUGCUCAUGCUUUUUAAGUUGUAAUUUUAAGAUGCAAUGGCCAAACAACAAUCAACAUUUGGAUGCUUCCUUGAAGAUUUUAGGCUUUUAUGCAGCACUAGUUAUCUCAUAUGUAUUUUAGUUUAAACUAGUUUUUACUUGUUUGGAGUUACGGGUUGGAUCAAAAAAAUUUGUAAUGUGAAAAAAUGGUUAGUUUGUGAGGAACUAUUAAAUUUGUUUAGAGAAUUAAUCGUGAAACUUAAAUUUCA
Messenger RNA from Populus trichocarpa (black cottonwood), 956 nucleotides. Its product is annotated as putative H/ACA ribonucleoprotein complex subunit 1-like protein 1. Gene Ontology annotation, biological process: ribosome biogenesis; snoRNA guided rRNA pseudouridine synthesis. The coding region runs from base 95 to 685 and encodes 196 amino acids. The record is from RefSeq and is a predicted model, not a curated record. The transcript has 4 exons. Gene Ontology annotation, molecular function: box H/ACA snoRNA binding. Gene Ontology annotation, cellular component: box H/ACA snoRNP complex. NCBI's taxonomy places the organism in Eukaryota, Viridiplantae, Streptophyta, Magnoliopsida, Malpighiales, Salicaceae.